Molecule: messenger RNA, 959 nt
Organism: Haliotis rufescens (red abalone)
Lineage: Eukaryota; Metazoa; Mollusca; Gastropoda; Lepetellida; Haliotidae
Exons: 2
Coding region: 149-784 (211 amino acids)
Source: RefSeq, a predicted model, not a curated record
CAUUCCAAACUCCCCGUAGGGCAGUGUGUUAGUUUUACGGCAUCAGGACAGCUCUUCGCGAUGACAUCGAGCAUUGUGUUCAUUAUAUUUGACUUUGUGAGGUUACCAGAGACAAGGGGGUAGACAGAGACAGCAUUUCAAGUUGGAAAUGGGACUUAGGACUAUAUACCUCGUCCUAUCUUUCGCCAUUUUGAUGAUUCAAGGGGAGAUAACUCCUCCAUGUCCAUGCGCCAGAAUGAGGACAACCCCUGUGACGGAGCAACUCGCCACCACUGAAAGCAUGAAGGAUGUGGUCGAACCGAAACGGAAAUGGAACCUCACGUUCUCGGAUCGACCACCUCUGUUGUUUGUGGGACUUGAAGGAGAAACCCACGAGUUCUUAUGUUCGGGAGAAUCCUCCAUCACCAUGGCUACCACAACGUGGCAAGUACCCAAUCAUGUGACUAUCUCAAUGAUGAACGAUACCUCAUCAUACCGAAGUGGAGUAUUUAUAACACCUAAUAACUCGCUCGUGCUAUACAAAAUGUCGACCAAUCACCGGGGUCGUUACAUAUGCCGGUUGUCCUUUGAUGACGUCAUAGCGGAAGCUCCAAUGCAGCUCAUGGUCGUCGAGGCAGAUAUGAGGAAGUGGACAUUAAGGGUGAUAAUAGGGGCAGCGUCCCUGGCCGGAUUCUUAGUGACGUAUGCCGUGGUCCACAUUGGCUACAAGGUGUACUUGUGUAAGGCCAGUGGUCAGUACCUUGACCCCGACUUUGGUGCGCAAGUACCUUUGCGACAGUUGUAGAUCAGCCGGAUGCAGUACUGUUCACCGUUCUUGUAAUAAUAUUGGUUCCACUCGGGUCCACUCGGGUCCUCUCGGCUUAUUCCGUACAUAAUACCCUGGCAGUCAUGAAGUAGUGAUUUCACAGUAGACCGCUUCAGCCCUCAUUCCGUGAAAUAAAGUUCGUAUAUAACACUGA